Molecule: messenger RNA, 3917 nt
Organism: Paramecium primaurelia
Lineage: Eukaryota; Ciliophora; Oligohymenophorea; Peniculida; Parameciidae
Source: the annotation of a GenBank genome assembly
AUGAAAAUUAAUAAGUUUGCAUGCUUUCAUCUCCAUCAAAAUUUUAAUACCAAUCAUAUAAAUAGACGGUUUAAUUAAUCAAAUCAAGAAUAAACUAAGUAUAUCAAUAGAUUAUAAUAUAGAGUAUAAAUGAUAAUGGAUUAUUAAUUUAUAGAUCAAAUAAAUAGUAUUGAUCAAAGCAUUGUAAAUAAUAAUAAAUAUUCUGCUUAUUUUACAAACUCAAGUUCUUAAUUAGCUAUUUUAAAUGAUUAAAUAUUAGUUGCUUAAAAAGAUUCCAUUUUAUUCUAUGAUUGUAUAAUAGAUCAAUUCUCUUCAGAAAAUCUUUCAAAUUAUUUUCCUAAUUAAUAAUUAACACUAAAUUAUGGAAAUAUUAUAUCUUUGCACAAUAUAAGAAAUUAAAUAAUAGUAAGGACAGAAAAGACUAUUUUAAUUUUCUAAACUAAUUAGUAAAAUGUAUAUCAAAAAUUCAAUUUUAGUUAAUAUUAUCAAAAGUAUUUACAUAUGAGAAUAUUUUAUAAUUAAAUUUUGAGAUCAAUAAGUUAUUUCUAUGUUUAGAGGAUAAGCUUGUACUUAUUGAUUUGAUAUCAUAUUAAAAUUAAGUAAUUCUUAAAGAUACAUAAAUAUAAGCAGGAUUUUAUGUAGAAAAUGAUUACUAUUACAUUAAAAAGAAUUCAAAUAUUUUAAAUAGUUCAAUAAAAGAAUUUAAUUUAAAUGUAAAUAUCAAUUCAAUAUAAAUUAAAUCAAUCUUUAUUAUUAAAAAUUUAUUAUGUAUUUGUGGAUAUCAAUUACAAAAUUAAAAUAUUUUAGAAAAAAUAUCUUAUUAUGCUGAAAUCAUAUGGUUUGAUUUGGCAUCAAAUAAUUUCAAUUAAUAAAUAGACAAUUUAAAAAUAGAUCUUAUUAAUGAAACAAAUAAUAAUGGAGACUUUGGAAUGUAAAUUAUGGGGGAACUUUUUAUUCUUUAUGGAACAAAUUUAAGUACACUAAUAUUUUGGAAUUUGGAAUAUUUAAAUAUAUUAAAUAAUAAUAAUAAUAAUAAAAAUAAGAAAGUAGAAAUACUUAAAACUUAAGGAAUUAGAGGCUUAACUUUAAUGAAUAAAGAUUAAUAUCAUAUAAUUAAAAAAAGUUAAGAAUCAUUUAGUAGUACUGAUGAAUAUCCCAUAAUAAUAAUAAUAGAUGAUUAUGGAUAUUUAAAUGCUUAUGAAUUUAUAAAUUAAUAAGAAUUUUCAAAUGAUUUAUCAAGAUAAUAAGAAUAUGAAUGGGAUAAAUCAUUUAAUACAAAUUAUUAUUAAUAAUUUGAUGAUAUUUAAUUUACUGUAGUAUAAAAUGAUCCUAGAGAAAUUAUGAAUUUAGCAAAUCCUCCUUUUAAUUUUUAAUUAAUUACAAAAGUAAAUGAUUCAUAAAUAGUUUUUGGUAGUGGUAAAAUUGAUCAUAUAUUUCAUUUACAUUAAAAUUGGAUUUCUUCUGCUAAUUUAGCUAUAAAUUAUAAGCAUUUUUAAGUUAUAGGACAUGAAAGAGAAAUCUUAAUUUUAAAUCCAUUAACUAUUUAAUAGAUUCUACUUGAUUUACCACAUAAAUGUUAAACUUAUUAAAUUACAUCUCAUCCUUGUGAACUUAUAUAUGGUUUAUAUUAAUUUUAAGAAUAAAUACUUAUUUAAACAAAUUCAUCUCUUUAUUUAUGCAAUUAUCUCGAUAAUUAAUGGAUAACUAAGAAGAUUUUAAAUUAAAAUUCAAUAAAAAGAAUCUCUAUUUUAGAUGAUUACAUUUUACUCAAAAUUAAAACUUAUACUGAUUAAUUCGUAUUAUAUUAAUACAAAAAUGAUAUUUUAUAAUAAAUUACAACUCAUAGUAAUGAUGCAAGUUGUAUAUUCAAAUUAAAAAAUCAAAUAUCUUUACUUUAAAUAUUAGAUAACUAAUUAUAUAUUUUAUAAGAUUUUGAGAAUAAAGAAUAGAUUUCUAUAGAUAUUGAUAUUGUAUAUUCUAAAGAAUAUUAUAUCAAAUAAAUACAUGAAAAUCAUCUUUAUUUAUCAUUUGCAACAUUAUCUUAAAAUUAAUUUGAACAUUACAUUUUAUAUUAUGAUCCAUUAAAAAAAUAAGCUAAAUAACAAAAACAUCUUGAAGACUUAUUGUAAAAUGUGAAAUACAAUCAUUUAUUAACUAAAAUUACAGAAUCAGAUUGGAAUAUAACUAUAAUAUAAACUCAUGAAGCUAAAUUUAUUAUUGUUAUUCCAAAUGGAAUUUAGGAUGGAUUUGUAUUAUAAGUGUGUGGUUAAGAUUUGAGAACUAUAGAUGAUUACGAAGGAAAUCCUAUCCAUCUUCCUUCAUUUUCUCAUAUUAUCAAAGGAGUAUCAGUAUUAAAUUAUGUUUUACCUUAUGAAGAAUAUCUAGGUUCUAGACCUGGACUUUAUAAAGUGAUAAGAGAUAACAAAGAAUUUAAUUAUUAAUGUUAACCAUCUAUUUUGAUUUAUGAAUUUGAUGAGAAGGGUUCAUUAACUAUUCAUAGAUUUUUAAUAAUAAAACUUAAAUUACAAGGAUAAUAAAUGCCUAUUUUGAAUGUAUAAUUUGAUAGUCAAUAAUCAGAUGAAAAUUAAAAUACUCUUAAAAUAUCUCGUACAGAAUCUCUUGUAUCUUUACAGCCACCUCCAUCUCCAUCAUAAAUGUGUCACAUUAUUCCAUCCAAGGCUGCUUUGAUUACGCAGUAAUUAUUAGACUUAUGUUAGCAAUCGAUUCUAUAAUUUAACUAAACAUAUGAAUAUUCUAAAUUAUAUCCAUACUUUCCAAUUUUUACUUCAUAAUACAUUUUUGAUGAUUUGUACUCUAAAUAUUAUUAGAUUUAGAAUAAUAAAUAUAUAAACCUAAUAAAACUAAAAGAUAAAUCUAUAAUCCAAUAAUAUUAUCUUUUGAAAAAUUUAGUAAAUAUACCUAAAGUACAACUAAAUCAUUUUAUUAUUGAAGAUAUGCUUGAAUAAUUAAAAUUUUUAUCAUUUCAUUUUUCUAAGAUAUGUACUUUUGUAAGAAUGAAUUUAAAUUCAAGAAAUAUUUAAAUUGAAAAAUAUUUCAAUAAUCAAUUUUAUAAUUCAUAAUAACAUUAGAAUAUUAAAAAAUCAAAACCACCACGAAAAAUAGUUUUUAAUGUAGAUGAUUAAAAAAUUGAAUCUGAUAGAUCACAAGAUGAAUUCAUUAAAAAAUUAUGUUAUCAACCUAAAUCUAAAGUGAAAUAUCUAGUUUUAGAUUAUAGUAUUUAUCAAUAGAUGGCUCAUUUUAGAUAGCCAUAAAAUAAUUAAUAGAUAUCCAAAGAUAAUUAAGUUUUUAAUUUAUAAAAUACACUUUAAGCUUCAUCAUUUGAUUAAGAAAUUUCGAUUUAAGAAUAAAGCUAAACAGAAAGUAUGAUACUUGGAUAUGCUGCUUAAAGUUAAAUUAGUUCAAAUAGUUUACAAAAUGAUAAUUUGAUAUUUCAAGAAUAAUAAUAGCUACAAAUAUUUCAGUCUCCAAGUAAAAAUCCAUUUGAUUCUGAAACAUUAAGUAAUCUUCACAACAAUCCAUUAGUAGAAUCCAUCAUUUUUGAUAACAUAGAUAUAAAAUCUUAAAAGGAAUUAUCAAAUAAUUUCGAUUUAGAUAUGAAAAAACCUUAAUCUUCUUGUUAAAGUAAAUAAAAGAUUGAAUAAAUACCAAGAAGUAAAUUUAAGAUGACAGAUGUUUAAGAAGAAAAACAUUAAUUGAUCUUUUCAAAUAUUGAAAAUUCAAAUAAUGAAUAGAUUAAAUAAUAAUCUAUAAAAACUCCAAAUUUCAAUAUUAAUGACAUAAAUUAACACAACUUUUAACAAUGGUAGAUAAAGAAUAGUAAAAUAAAUUAAACUGAAUAAUUUUUGAAAACAUCAAUAGAUAUCUUUGAUUUUGAUUAAAAAAAAGAAGAAAAUUGA